AUUCAACCCGUCCGUUGGUUUGUUCUUAUACCAUCACAACACUUAUAUACACACUUAAUACUUAACUAUAUAUACUGGCCCCUUGGAAUAACGGUUUGGGGAGAACUCGGACCUCUCCUUUCUGGUCAGGAGAGGUGCGUGCUAAGAAGGUACAUGCUGGACAUUCGGUCAGCCGUGCACAGUCAGUCGAAACAUUGUCCUCAGCAUUGUUUCUACAACUUGUUAUCACGCGUGUGCGCGGAUUUAUUUUUAUAGCUCUAUCAUCGUUUCCUUUUCAGUCCUUUUAAUUUUUUUCAAUCAAUCAAUCGCUUAUUUAACGUCUUUUUUAUUCGCGGUGUUUACUUUUAGGCAGUGUAGUGGGAGAUAAAUAAUCGUCGAUUAUUUGUGAAAAUGCAAGUGACGACGAGUGUGUUACUCUGGGCAUUGUUUACAAUAGCCCAGACUGAUGCAAGACCUCCAGAAAUCGGUUCAUCGGAAGUGUCUCGAACGGACGUGACGAAAGAACAAGUCGGUGAUGCAUUGCAGACAACAACAAAACCUCAAGACGUUGGAAGCAGCAGGUAUAGAGCGUCGUCGGGUCGUACACGAAACAUUUAUGACUUUAAUAAUAAUAAUAAUAAUAAUAAUAAUAAUAAUAAUAAUAAUAAUAAUAAUAAUAAUAAUAAUAAUUACAAUAACUUAAACCAUAGUAAUUUUACCCCGGGAAUUAUAAAUAGUAAUAUUAAAUUUAAAUCAUCUCGUCGCUCUCGUUUGCCAAUUAAUUGGAUUAAUUCUGAUCCAAUUACAUCAACCCCAAUACCUUUGCCCCAGACUAAAGAAUCUGUUUAUAAAAAUCCUCGGAUUAGAAAUGAAAGUCGUUUUAUUCAUACGAUUAGACUUAAUCCAUCUAAUUCACUUUAUCAAGACAAGCCAAAGACUAAAAUCAAAACUACUCUUUUAAAUUCUACAAAAUCUUCUUCUACUGCUACUAAAUUAUCCACUAAAAAUAAUUAUAUUGUUAUUAAGCCGAAUUUAUCUUUUACGAUGAUCAAUUCAACGAAAACAAAACCAUUGAGACUUAAUAAUAAUAAUAGAACUAAUAAUAAUAAUCAUAAAGUCAAUAAAACAUCGGCUAAUAACAAUAAAAAAUAUUCGAUAAUUAAAAAUCCCGUAAUAUCGACAGUUUAUUUGAAGAAUUGGCCAAACGAUCCUCUCCGUAAUACCCAGGAUUUAAUAAACUAUCAAAAAUAUACAUCACCUCAUCCUACUUAUUCAAAUGUUGAAAAUAGUCAUGUUAAUAAUUCAAAUCUUAAACCUGACAAACCAGUUUUAUCGAAUAAUGAUAAACUUACAUUAAAUUCAUGGUCGUCAUCGUCAAACUUAACUAAUUACGAAGACCCGUUGUUACAACCUAGUGUACAGGAAAUAAUAAAGUGGCUUCAAAUUCCCCCGUUUUCAACUCAUCAGAAUGUCGUUAGCGAUCCAACGGUUGGGGACACAGUAUCAAAUACUUUUAAACCAAGUGUUGAUUCAAUUAAACCCGUUUUGUCAUACGAAAAUUCAUAUGUUAGUAACGACGAGAGUGCUAAUGAUUUUCAUUUACCAGCUCCCUAUUUAGAUAAAUUAGAAAACAAUCCAAAUAUCCUUUAUACUCUUGACACAUUUGCUGUUGAUGAGUUUCCAAGUCCACCAGAAACCCUCAGUAAUAAAACUGAAACCUCAAUAACUCUGGCGGAUUCUUCAGUGGCAUCGACUGAUGCUCCAACUGAAUCGUCAAUCAUUCAAAGGCCAGUCUUCAGGCCAGUGUCGGAAAUAACUCAAAAUACUGUCGUCCAUAUCAUAAAUCCAUUGUCGAAGAAACCCAAUGUGACAGUUAGUGAGGGUCAAUUGUCUUUGAAGAAUAAUUCAAAAGUCCCGCCAAAUGUUCACAUUACAUUUACGUCACAAAAUGAUUCUAAUUCUGCAGAAACUUUAAAAGAUACAAGUGUUGAUAAUUUAUGUCCUACGAUAACAAUAAAUUCAAUAACUAAAGUUAAUAAUACUAUUCAAAGUAAACAAGGUUGUACAGAUCUUAAUAUUAUAAUUAACUCACAAUUGCUCAGUACGCAUACUUUUAAUGGCAUUGCGGAUGGGGAUGGGACGGGUGAUGAUAAACAUGUUGAUGGUGACGGAAGUUCCGUUACUUCGACUUUUUAUCCAACAGAAUUCGAUUAUUUAUCAUCAACGUCUGUCACUCCAAGUGUUACAGUGCAGUCAGAUCCAGAUCGUAAUGACUUGUAUGAUUCCGCGGUUGUUAGUGACGAUUCUGAACCUGAGGGACCUUACGAUGUUAAUCAAGAAUCGAAUGUUCUGAUUGGAGACAGCGCACCAGGUGAGACAGCAUUUUCGGAUGAUGUCGAAGGUACUGGAGAAGCUGCAGAAGGUGCAGAUCCAGAGGUUGCUGGUCAAGUCGCUGAUUCUCCUAGUAGUAUUGCAUCAGGUUCUGAGGCCGUUGGUCAAUCGAAUAGUGGAUUCGCUGGUUCUUCGUUGAGUUCACCAGCUCGUCCUGGGCUUCCUAAUUUAGGCAAUCCAUUAUCUAAUUUACCUGGAGCUGGUGGUAAUCAAGGAGACAGUAAUAGCGGUAACGGAGGUUCGACUUCGUUGGCAAAUCUUGAUGAUGAUGAUUAUGACGAUGACGAUUUCGAGUUCAGUCCUUCGGGUCUUGUCGAGAGCAUAUCUAAUGUAUUUACUUAUUUAACAUUUUUAAACCCUUUGAAUUACGGAAUCUUUAGUCUGGCAGCAGCUCCAUUUGCAGCUUUUGCUGCGGGUCUUGUUGGUAUGUCUGCUAUAUUCUUUCCCUGGGCUUUUGCAAAUGGUUUAAAUUUUGCACGAGCUGCUGAUAAAGUAACUAUACUAGUUAGACCAAGUUUUGAAGAGUUUGUAAAACAAUCUAUUAAUCAUUAUCAGAAAUUUCCUGAAUGGAAAAGCAAACGGAAGAAGCGAAGGAGAUGGAACGAGGCUUCUGGUGCUGGUGUACGAAAUUUUAAAGGCUAUCAAUACAUGGAUCAGUCUUUAAAAACCGUAGCAACGCAAUUAUUAAAUGUAUCCAAUCCUGAAGAAUUGCCAAGUUCGCCAGACAGCGGAAAAUUACCUAAAAUAGAAUCAAAAUUAAAUUUAUUGAUACGUAAGCCAGAUGACAGCAUCCGAGAAACUUCUCCAGCCUAUGAAAUAUUUAAUGGCAAUAAAAAAAUAUCAGAGACACACAGCUUUGGGCGACCCGCCAAUUCAAAAUUUAGUUUCUUCCAAUUGAGUCAUCCCGGCCAGGCAAUGGCAAUAACUGAAGAAGAGCUGGAACGUGAAUUGGCAUCAGCUCGUACGACGACACACAAAACACCAGUGACUACUGUCGGUGGUAUAUCGACUUGGAUACUUUUAAAUCCUCCCAGCACAACAGUUAAAUCUUCAGUUACGUCUGCUAGUAAUAAAAAUCAUCCCAAUAAAACUACUGACCUAAAGACUUCAUCAUCUUCUGCUAAACCUCCAUCAACUACCCCGAGAAUUGAGACAAGUCUUAAGACAGCAGCUACAGAAAAAACUACACCCCAAGUAUUUUCACCGAUUGCCAAUGCUUUGAAACAAACCACAGCAGCAACUGGAGCUAAUAAUAAUAAUAAUAAUAAUAAUAAUAAUAACAUGGAAAAAAUAACAAUGAUGGAUUCAAACACGACUCCAAGAGUAGAAACAACUGACAGUUAUAAAUUAAAACCAUCUGUUGGAGUUACAAAUGCAACUAAAAAUGACAAUGAAGAAACAGCGAAAACUACAACGAAAAAAAUAAUACGUAAUUCAGGUUCAGGAUCAACUACCCCGAAAUCGACGACUAUAAUAACGAAAACUACGGCGAUGAAAGUCUCGAGACCAAGUUCUGCAAACCGACCGACUAAGCCUCCUGUUAUCAGAAAACCAUCAAUUAAAUCAAAUAAUACUAAGAUCAGUAUAAACGCAACAUCAAAAAUUGAGAAAGUUACUUUUAGACCCAUUCAAAUGAUUUCAAAUACUAAAAAUUCUCAAGCUUCUAAUUCAAAGCCCAUGUUCGUAAGCAAAAUUUCAGCGUCACUUUACACCAGUCCCGAUACGACCGCAUCAAUAAAUUCAUCGGAUAUUAUCAAAGAUGAAUUAAACGUAACUGAUGUAAAAACAACGAAAUCAAAGCCGACAAAAACAAAUGUCUUGAAGGUACAACUAAAAAAACCAACUGACAGUCCAACGACCAUUGAAAUUGAACCGAUUCAAGUGAGCGCUCCGGUGUUGACGAUUGAAAAAGUCGACGAUAAAAAAGUUUAUGAAGAAAAAAAUAGUGAACCAGCAAAACUGCAGGAUCCAAUUGAUGUUAAAUUUGAUUUUAAUCCCGAGUUGACUAAAAUUAUUGAGUCAUCAACUAGAAUAUCAUCUUCUUCAUCUAUUUCUUCUUCUUCUUCUUCUUCUUCUUCUUCAUCGUCUUCUGAGUCGUCAUUAUCAACGACAACUAAACGACCUAAACAUAAAAGAAAGAAGAAUAAAUUACGCCGACGUAAACCAUCGACUACAUCUGCCCCGAUUUCUACAUCAGUAUCGAUAUCAUCAUCAUCAUCAUCAUCAUCAUCAUCAUCUUCAUCAUCAUUAUCUCCGAUUUCAAGUGAAAAUAAUGAAGGUAUUAAUGAAGUUGAAUCAACAGACGUUUCAAUUCAAGAAUCUAAAAUUGCACCUGAAUCAAAGGUGACCAAUAGCAAUAAAAAUAAUAAUAAUAAUAAUACAAAGAGUAAUAAUAAUAAGAAGAAACAAGUAGCGAAACCCAUCGGUACACAGAUUUACAAUUUCAUAAGUAGAGAAGUAAUGCCUAGUGUUGGAGUGAUGUCUUUAGUUGGUCUUGGUCUCGGCUUAGCCUCUUACUUCCUUUAUCCAUUUGGAGGAACCAUCGCUCGGAGGAACUACGAAGUUGAACCCAAUUAUAAAUAUAAUAUCCAAGAGUACGGUGGUAAUUAUGGUCUAAGUGAAGAAGAAGUUUUAUCAAAAGUCUAUCAAGGAAUGAAUAGUAAUAAUAAUAAUAAUAACAAUAAUAAUUAUCAUCAUAAUAACGCUAAUAAUAAGUACAAUAAUCCCGGCAGUGUUAAGAAUCCGGAUAAAAAUUAUUAUAGAUAUCAAGCUUACGAUGGUGCUUACACAGAUUCUUAUACGACACGAAAAAAUACAGUAGUUGAUUCACGUUUUUCAACUUCCGCAGUACCUGUUUACAGACCCGCACCGUUUUAUGAUAAUCACAAUAAUCGUGAUAAUGAAUUCAAGUAUCCUGACUUACCCACUACGCCAAAUUACUAUGAUAGACAAACGAAACCGCAGUUUAUAAACAGUCAGUCAAAUGGUGACCGUAAAUUUGUCGUUGGUAAUAUUCCUAAAGAGUAUCCGUAUGAUAAUCAAAGACUUCCAGUAGUAACAUCGACCUCAACAACGACAACUGAAAACACGGAGCAAACAGAUUUUGAAAAAGAAAUUGCGGAAAAAUUGAAUUUUGUUAAAAAUCCGGUUACUGAUAAUUUUAGCAGCGAAAGUCAGGAUAAUAGUCAUGGGAUUGCCGAAGCCUCUGCUUUGAAAGCCGAUGCUCCGCAGUAUGAUGAUGUUGAUAUUACACCGACGGCGGUAGUUGUCGAACAUGGCCCGAGAGCAUUGAAAUUUGAAACAUUAAAGAUUAGACGGAAAAGGGAAUCAGUUAUUCAGCAGAUACCUGCUAGAAGUGAGACUGGAGAUGCUGAGGAAGAAGAUUUGAGCAAUGAAAUUUUGGAUGUUAUUGACUCUGUUAUCACUACCGAGCAGAUUGGAUUCAUGGGUAAUGACAAAAAUGACAUUGGACAGAAGAAAAAAAUAAAAGAGUCUAAUAAUGUCUUGGAUAAAAACUCAAAAGAUGAAAUUGAUGAUUUGAAUUCCGAGAAUGCUGGAAGUAUUAAGAAUGAAACUAAAAUUGAAACGAAUUCGACGUUGAAUGACGAAAAUUUAUCAGGAAUGGAUGUUACCGAUGAAAUGGUGACAUUUAAUUCAACGGAUGUUAAAUCACUUAAUGGUACGGAAGUAGCGGAUGAGAACGAAUUCAAUGGAACUAUGGCUGAUAGCAUAAUUCCUAUUAAACCUAUCGCGGAAAAAUUUAAUUUCUUUAACUUUGUUAAGACUAUAGCUGAAGUUAAAUUAAGGUUUGGGCUGACGAUUUUGAAACAUGCAAGUGAAAAUUUCGCAAAGUAUCUCGGUAACGUUCAGAAAAGAUUAAAUGGAGACGAAUAAUUUUUUAGGUUUUUGUUAUUUAAAUAAAAAUUAUUUUUUUAACUUUUUAACGAAUUCAUUUUCUGAUUUUUUCGAGAUAAAGUACAUUUAGUCUGAGUAAUUUCUACCCUGUCAAGAUAAUUUUGAUUUGUUAAAAAUAUAUUUAGAUAAAUAAAUUCAUCACAGGGAGUCAGGAUAACCCAGACUGCAAAAUGUCGUCUUGAUAAAUUCUGAAUGAGUUCCUAUUUAUGAUUUGGACGUCUCAUCAACAUCUUAAAGAAGUCUUUAAGAAGUUCUCAAGAUGUCGAAUGAGCCACCUAGCGAACUCAGUAAGGCGACUUUAAAAAGAUUUCUCAAAGUUCUUUUUUCUGACUUCGUAAAUAAGACUUCAGUAUGAAUUUACCAUGACGUCUUAAGGAGCUCCUAAUUUUGAGUUUAUAAAGAAGUUAAAAAAAAGAAUACAUUUAGACGUCACAAAACUGACGUCUUAUUUAUGGAGUCUUCAAGAACUCUUAAUUAAAAGUUCUUAAAAAUGACACCUUUAAAAAGUCAUUAUAAGACUUCUUGAGGAUGCCUUCAAAGAGACGUCGUAAAGCAGUCAUUCCGACUUGAAUGCUGUCUGGAAAAGUAAAAAUCAGAACAUUAGCUUUGAUUUAGUUGGGCGUUUAGUCCUUUUAUGGGAACUUUACCUUGUCCUGACUCCUUGUGAUCUAUUUAUUUAUUUGUUCAAAUUUUUGGAAGUGAUACAAAAGAUUAUUAUAAUAUUUAGACCUUUUUUACCAUAAAAUUGAGUAUUUUUAGAUCAUAACUCAACGAUUACACAUUGGAAAAAUAAAUUAUUUAUGUCGCAUAUAAAUAUUAUUCUUUGAAACGGACAAAAUUACUCAGGUUGACUGUAAUAAAAUGAAAUUUUAAUAUUUAUUUCAUUUUGAAUCCAGAAUUAAUGAAAAUUAUUGUAAUAUUUUAUAAAAAUAAAAUAAUAUUUAUAAAAAUAAAUCGUGUGCGAAGAAGUAGAAAAAUAUUUAAAUAAUUUUUUUUCGAAAUUAAAAAAUUCGUAUCUAAAAAAUGAAGAAAAUUUUAUAAAAUUCGUUAAAAAGUUAAAUGACUGAUUAACCGCAUUCACGAGUUUUAAAAUUGUGUGUUGCACGAAUUGCCAGUUUCUUAAAUAUAUGUAUUAUAGUUUUUUUUACCAUUUAAAAUUAUUUUUUUUACCUUUAUAAUUUUUUAUAAUGAUAAAUUUUUCUCCUUCUUUUGGUUUUAAGAAAAAUUUAUGUCUUCAUAAUUAUUUUCAUUGAUAAUUCGCAUUUAUAAAAGGAAAAAAGAAAAAACUAUUUCUUUCAGUAUUUGGGGAUGGAUGAACUAUAUGUUAAUAAAUGAUUCAAUAAUUUAUUACAUUGUAAAAACAUCAUAAAUAUAUGAUAUUAAUAAAAAAUAGAUGCUAGAU
Molecule: messenger RNA, 7687 nt
Organism: Microplitis mediator
Lineage: Eukaryota; Metazoa; Arthropoda; Insecta; Hymenoptera; Braconidae
Product: myosin-G heavy chain-like
Exons: 4
Coding region: 391-6264 (1957 amino acids)
Source: RefSeq, a predicted model, not a curated record